AUGGAGUAAUUUAUUGAACAAUUUACCAGAGAGUAAAUAUUGCCUUCAUUAGCUGAUUUUAUUCGCAUUCCAAAUUUAAGUCCUCAAUUCGACCCUUAAUGGUUAGAAAAUGGCCUUCUUGAUAAAGCUUGUAAUCACAUUGUAACUUGGAUUGAAUCGUAAAGCAUCCCGAAUUGUAAAGUAGAAGUAUUGUCAAUAAAAGGGGCGCCUAAAGCGAUACAUGUUAGAAUUUGUGCUUAAAAUCCUAUAACUGUGUUUUAUUACGGUCACUAUGACAAGCAACCUCAUUUCCCAGGAUGGAGGGAGGGUUUUGGCCCUACAACACCUGUAAUAGAAGGGCAUAGAAUGUAUGGAAGGGGAGUUGCAGAUGAUGGUUAUGCUCCCUAUGCAGCUAUUGCAGCAUUAUAAACUUUGAUAUCAUAAAAACUGGAACAUCCAACCAUAGAGAUGUUGUUUGAAGGUGAGGAAGAAAGUGGAAGCAAUUUUCUUAUGCAAUAUUUUGAUAAACUAGAAUUAAAAAGAGUUGAUAUAAUGGUAGCAUUAGAUUCAGGUAGUGGAGAUUAUGAGAGAUUAUGGUUGACGAGUUCCCUUAGAGGUUCAAUGAAAAUUGAUUUAUGUGUGAAAGUAUUAGAAGCUCCUAUUAGUUCAGAUGAAAGUGGAAUAGUUCCAUAAGCUUUGAACAUUAUGAGAACUUUAUUAAACAGAUUGGAGGAUCCAGUCACUGGUUAAGUUCAUAAAUCGCUACAAACAAUCAUUCCAGCUGAUCGCUAUGAAGAAUGUUUACUAUCGGCUGAUCUAGUGUAAAUUGAGUUUUCUAGAUAGUGUGAUAAAAUGGAAUCCUGCAAAAUAUAAUAAUAUAUUAAUCGAAAUUGGAAACCCUCUGUGUCUUAUAUAGGGUAGGAUGGACUUCCUUCAGUUCGAUAAAUCAAUGAUUAAAUAAUUCCAGAGCUUAUUAUAAGAUUGUCAAUUAGAUUACCACCUAAUAAAUGUGCCAAAGAAGCUGCCAUUUUUGUGAAGUAGUUACUUGAAAAGGAUCCACCAUUUAAUGCAGAUGUUAAAGCCAAUAUCAUCUCUGCAGGAACAGGGCUAAAUAUUAAUUCUUUUAGCCCAAAAUUAAAAGAUAUCCUAAAUACAGCCUCAAAACUCUUUUUUAAUGAUAAAGAAUCUAGGGUUUUUCAUGAAGGGGCAUCCAUUCCAUUUUUAAAUUAAUUAAACGAAAGAUCUCCUUAGGCCGAAUUCCUUGUUUUAGGAGUGCUUGGGCCUGAUUCAAAUGCUCAUGGGGCAAAUGAAAUGUUAGAUUUGAACUAUAUGAAAGGAUUAAUAGGCUGUUUGGCCUAUACAAUGAAUUAAUUUAUUAAAUAAUGA
Molecule: messenger RNA, 1365 nt
Organism: Paramecium tetraurelia
Lineage: Eukaryota; Ciliophora; Oligohymenophorea; Peniculida; Parameciidae
Exons: 2
Biological process (GO): proteolysis
Molecular function (GO): peptidase activity
Source: RefSeq, a predicted model, not a curated record